Dendroctonus ponderosae (mountain pine beetle) is the source of this 3403-nucleotide messenger RNA. It is a transcript of the gene Pak, whose product is annotated as serine/threonine-protein kinase Pak. Lineage: Eukaryota; Metazoa; Arthropoda; Insecta; Coleoptera; Curculionidae. The transcript is spliced from 11 exons. The record is from RefSeq and is a predicted model, not a curated record. Gene Ontology annotation, biological process: regulation of axonogenesis; regulation of MAPK cascade; intracellular signal transduction. Bases 293 to 2014 code for a protein of 573 amino acids. Gene Ontology annotation, cellular component: cytoplasm. Gene Ontology annotation, molecular function: ATP binding; protein serine/threonine kinase activity.
GUAUAUGGGAGAAUCUAGCUCUUAUAUUUCAAUUGCCAGUAGGUGGCAACAUUGAUUAGUUUGAUUGGUAACAUUGGAGAAAUAGACAAUAUUGACAUGUGUUCACAGAGGAAUGGUAAUGAUGGACAACUAAAAUGGUGGUUUCUGAAAGCAAUUUUGAAUUUUAGAUAAUUAUUUUGUACAUAAAUAUUUGUCUAAUAAAUGUUCACUUUUUGAUUAUUUGCUUUGCCAUUUAAGUGUCAACUCGAGUUGGUAGUGCUUUGGAAUACAGUGCCUGUCAGUUUAGGUGAAGAUGUCAUCUGACGACGAAAAACCCCCUGCACCCCCAGUUCGACUCACUUCAAACAGAGGCACGGAAUUUGUCAACACUAUCACCGUUGAUAGGCCGCUUCCAAAGGAACCCGAAGAUGCAGAUAGGAAAAAGAAAAACCUAAAGACCAAGAAAUCAUCCACUCUGUCAAAAUACUCUUCUGAUAAGCCUAAUAUAUCAUAUCCAACCAACUUUGAGCAUACAGUGCAUGUGGGCUUUGAUCCAAUAUCCGGGGAGUUUACUGGAAUGCCGGAAGCAUGGUCCCGUUUGCUAAUGAACUCUAACAUCAGCAAACAGGAGCAGAAGAAUAAUCCGCAAGCUGUUUUGGAUGUUCUUAACUGGUACGACAAUAGUUCCAAGGAACCGCCGAGUACUAAGUAUAUGACCAAAACUACGGCUACUACUCAUUCGGGUUCAUCUAUAAGUCGAGUAUCGAGCUCUAGUCCAAGCAGUACGACACCAACAGACACAGAAGGCGCACCGCACUCGUAUCACAGCCCUGUGCACGCUCCUAGCUCAGAGAUUGAAGAUGAAGUUCCUCCGCCACCUAUUGCGAGUCGACCCGAGCGUACUAAGAGUAUUUAUACUAAACCUAUUGAAGAUGAAAAACCAUCAAACGCGAACGCGUCGCCUCAUAGCCUCAGCCCAUCACAUAUAACUACAACAUGCGCAGCGUCAGCCGCAGCAAAUUCAAACAGUACAGGAAAUGCUGCGGCAGUUUUAGACCGCAACAAGAAUCCUCCCGGUCCAGAAAUUUCUCGCGGUGCUUCAGAGAAGAGAAAGAAAAAAAUGUCAGAUGAAGAAAUAUUGGAGAAAUUACGAAGCAUUGUGUCGGUUGGGGACCCCAACAGAAAAUACACAAAAAUGCGCAAGAUCGGUCAAGGCGCGUCUGGCACAGUUUACACAGCAAUUGAAACAGGUACUGGAAUGGAGGUUGCAAUUAAACAAAUGAAUCUGUCGCAGCAGCCUAAAAAGGAACUGAUUAUAAAUGAAAUUCUAGUCAUGCGAGAGAAUAAGCACAGUAAUGUGGUCAACUAUUUAGAUAGCUAUUUAGUUAAUGAAGAGCUGUGGGUUGUAAUGGAAUACUUACCUGGUGGCUCACUGACCGAUGUGGUAACAGAAACAUGCAUGGACGAAGGUCAAAUUGCUGCAGUAUGCCGAGAGGUGCUACAAGCUUUGGAUUUCUUACAUUCGAAUCAAGUGAUCCAUAGAGAUAUUAAAUCAGACAAUAUCCUGCUUGGUUUAGACGGUUCAGUGAAACUAACGGAUUUCGGAUUUUGCGCACAAAUUAGUCCGGAACAGUCCAAAAGAACCACAAUGGUGGGUACUCCGUAUUGGAUGGCACCUGAAGUGGUGACAAGGAAACAGUACGGACCUAAGGUGGACGUUUGGUCGUUGGGAAUCAUGGCAAUAGAAAUGAUCGAAGGUGAACCACCCUAUCUUAACGAAAACCCCCUUAGGGCCCUGUAUCUGAUAGCUACCAAUGGAAAACCUGACAUUAAAGAAAAAGAAAAACUGUCAGCGCCUUUUCAGGACUUUUUAGAUCAGUGUCUAGCUGUGGAAGUUGAUAAGCGGUCAUCAGCGCGAGAUCUUCUCAAGUCAAUACAUUUGCAGCACCCCUUUUUGAAAUUGGCACGACCACUGGCAAGUUUAACACCAUUAAUUCUAGCGGCCAAAGACGCCGCUAAGCAACAACUAACUUAACGCUAAGUUAAGUGUGUCAGUCCUAAAUAGGCUGCAUAUUAUUACUGUUGUUAUGUGACAGACUAUAUCCUAUGUUGCUAGGAAUGCGGAUAUGUUUCUAACCAUUUAUACAUGAUUAACAUUUAUGUUUCUCCAGUAUCACACAUUCUCCGGCCUGCGAUGCAGUGGGCAAAAUAUCUUUAUAUGAGCUCGCUAUAUGCUCGUGUAAUUAAAUAAUAAUUUGAUAAGUUCAAAACAUUCAUCAAUUUCAAAUCAUCCUGGAUUUUCUAGUUGUUAAUCAGGUAAGACAUGGCAGAUUUUUUUAUUGCUUGAAUUAGAGGUUACUUUUAAAAACUUCUUUUAUAAAUUUUACAUUACAUUUUCUAGUAACAUAGGUUUUUAAAGGAUGUAAGCAUUUAUUAGAGACCGUAUGUAUAAUUGAUGAGAUUGUGCCUAAUUUUACAAUAAUAUUCGCGCAUAUUGUCUAUAACGACGAAAACAAUUUUCAAGAAAUGAAUUGGAAUGCUGAUUUCACUUUCCAAUUGAAUUUCGGAGAACUACAGACGUAGAGAAUAAAGUUUGUUGAAUUUCAUACUGAAAUAAUGUUUGUGUAAAGCCGAUCAUUUUCUGGAAACUUUUCUACUUGCAUUUACCGAUUAGAAUUGGUUUUAUUUCUGUUUGGAGCAAAAGAGUGUGACCCUUGAUCUAUGAACAACAUAUUAAUUCCUAGUCAAUUCGACUGUUGGUCGGUCUGAUGGUGGGGCAUUUUUCCAGUUAUUCGUCUUUAGUUCAACCUCCCGACGAGAACUCAAUUUAAGUCCUUGCAUAAAAACACAAGAGACUAAAAUUUAAUUGCCUCCUAUUCAUAUAAUGCUUAAAAUGUGAAAGACAAAAUGCUAGAUUUUCAACUGACAAAAGAGAUAAAUAUGAACACUUGCAACCAAUAGAAAAAAUCUUAUGCAAAUGCAAAUGAAUGUUUUAAAGCAAAAUGGACAAGGGCAAUCGAACCAAUCUCGGAAUCAAUUGGUAUAAUUUUUGCGGUGUGACAUCAUCUCGUUAUUAAAUGAUUUUAUUAUCUGUAUAUAGAUAAUUUGUGAGCUUUAUUAGGUGUAAAAAGUUUUGUACAUUUAUUUUUGACGAUUUAAUUAGCCAUAUCAUGUACGUUUCCGUUUUAUUACAUAUUUUGAAAAUGAUUUUAAAAUAAAGUAUACUUUUAUUACUGGCGCGAGCAAAAUACUCUAUAAUGAAGCAUGUCAGAAGCAUCCAUCGAUAUGAAUGUGAGCGUUAUCCGAAGAAAAACUAGUUAUAGUAUUUUUGCACUAGUAUUUAUGAAACAUUGUGAUUGCGUAGACAUACUACUAUUGUUGCCAACAAGAACAGUGUGUGGUAUUAAAUUCUUUUUUAAUAAUA